Oncorhynchus tshawytscha (Chinook salmon) is the source of this 529-nucleotide messenger RNA. RefSeq names its product cytochrome b-c1 complex subunit 7. Gene Ontology annotation, biological process: mitochondrial electron transport, ubiquinol to cytochrome c. The coding region runs from base 4 to 402 and encodes 132 amino acids. The transcript has 4 exons. NCBI's taxonomy places the organism in Eukaryota, Metazoa, Chordata, Actinopteri, Salmoniformes, Salmonidae. The record is from RefSeq and is a predicted model, not a curated record.
CGGAUGACCUCAUUCUCAGAACGUCAUUUUACCCACAAUUCCACUCAAACUUUUUUCAGACAGAACAACAUGGCGUCGAGGGCACCGGCAACUACAGGCAGACUCCUGGUCAGCUUUCGCAAAUGGUACUACAAUGCUGCUGGAUUCAACAAAAUUGGUCUGAUGCGUGAUGACACAAUCCAUGAGGAUAGCGACGUGAAAGAGGCCCUGCGGCGUCUCCCAGAGAAAGUGUACAACGACAGGAUGUUCAGGCUCAAGAGAGCCCUGGACCUCUCCAUGAAGCAGGCAGUUCUCCCCAAGGAACAGCGGACUCAAUAUGAGGAGGACGUACAUUACCUGGAGCCUUACCUGAAAGAGGUCAUCCGUGAGAGGAAAGAGGUUGAGGAGUGGUCGAAGAAAUGAGAUUGCUGUGGAGGGCUGAUGUUCCUUCUGUUUAGUCUGGUGAAUGGUUGUCCUCUGUAAUAUUUCAAAUAAAGUGUACUCUGUGGGAAGACUGCUUAAUAAAAAUUGUAAUUUUUGGGAAAAGAUG